Messenger RNA from Humulus lupulus (European hop), 1476 nucleotides. RefSeq lists its product as uncharacterized. NCBI's taxonomy places the organism in Eukaryota, Viridiplantae, Streptophyta, Magnoliopsida, Rosales, Cannabaceae. Bases 1 to 1476 code for a protein of 491 amino acids. The transcript has 2 exons. The record is from RefSeq and is a predicted model, not a curated record.
AUGAACUUAUAUUACCAUGACUUGGAGACAAUUGAGCGUCAUAUAUUCGUAAAGGGAUUUUAUAGUAAAUAUGUUACGUGGGAGUAUCAUGGGGAAGAUAUCACAGAAGUAAACGAAGACCGAGAGGACCUAGAAACAAAUAGUGAAGAAGACGAAAUAUCAUGUGAUAGUGAUAAUGAAGACGAUGACGAUAUGAUACCAGCAUUAGAAGAUUUAGCUAAUCAAUAUCAUCAUAAUAGUGAUUUUGUGAACCUUGGAGAUUCAAAUGAGCACAAUGAUGAAAGGAAUACAUUGCCUGACUUAUUUGCAGAAGCAGAAAAUGAGUUAUACUUUGGAUGUACAACGUUCUCAAUCUUAACAUUUAUUGUUAAUCUAAUGCACAUUAAAGUGAUGUGUGGUUGGAGUAACAAAUCUUUUGAUUUGUUGCUCGACUUACUUUCGAAAGCAUUUCCCAAAGACAAUAAAAUUCCACGAUCUUAUUAUGACGGUAAGAAAAUGUUGCGUGAUCUUGGUUUAGGGUACGAAACUAUUCAUGUAUGUGAGUAUGAUUGUGCUUUAUUUUGGAAAGAGAAUAAAAAUGCUGAAAGAUGUCCUAUAUGUGGUCAUGAACGAUACAAAUUCCAAGGAACUAAAGGCAAGAAGAUCCCACACAAAAAGAUGCAAUAUUUUCCUAUAACUCCACGACUACAGAGACUUUUUAUGUCACGUCAUACAUCAUCUGAUAUGAGGUGGCAUAAGGAAGAACGUGUUGAUACAGAAGGUGUACUUAGACACCCGACAGAUGCAGAGGUUUGGAAGGAUUUUGAUAGACAAUAUCCAGAUUUUGCAAAAGAAUCUAGAAAUGUAAGGCUUGGAUUUGCAACAGAUGGGUUCAAUCCAUUCGGUGAUUUAUCAAACUCGUACACAAUAUUGUGGACGAUCCAUGAUUUUCCAGCAUAUGGUACUGUAUCUGGGUAUAGCACUCAAGGUUAUAAAGCUUGUCCUGUUUGUGAAGAUGACACGUCUUCAUUUCGAAUAAGAGGAAAAACAUGUUUCAUGGGUCAUCGUCGAUAUUUGUGUCCGAACCACCAAUGGCGCAAUGAUAUGGAGUAUGAUGGUACAAUCGAACGGCGUUCACCUCCAAGGAUUUUAACAGGAGAUGAAAUCUUAGAUAAAUUAAAGGGUGUAUGGAAAUGUAGGGCAGGUAAAAAUGAUAAGAUCAUUAAGGACGAUAAGCAACAAAUGAAGGAUGCAUGUUAUGAAAAUAACACGAACUGGAGGCGAAAAAGUAUUUUUUGGGAGUUAGAAUAUUGGCCUAAAUUAAAACUAAGACAUAAUUUGGAUGUGAUGCAUAUUGAGAAAAAUAUAUGUGAUAGUGUAGUUGGUACAAUAUUUAGUAUUGAUGGGAAGUCUAAAGAUACUGAAAAGGCAAGACUUGAUUUACAAGAUUUAAAUAUUCGUAAGCAGCUACACAUGAAAAAGAAGGGGAACAAAUGA